AUGAACUUUAACCUCCCUUGCUUUAUUCCUUCAUACCCUAUUUAAUAAACGGCCUUUGUUUAUGUCCCAUUCUUUUAAUCUUACCCCUCAUUUACCUACUAGGUGCAAGCAUAACAACUUUAAACAUUUGUACCCCAAAUCAAAUCCAUGCAAUAGCUUCCAUAAUUAGAAUCUCAAGAGCUCAAUUAGAGAAGAAUAGAAUAACCACAAUAAAAGGAAACAGAAAAUUGUUCUAAUUCUUCUGAUUUAUUGGCUAUAAUAAGUGCAAAUAUCACAUAGGAUAAGCCAAUAUAAGAAAAAGUAAAAAUAUCAAAGCCUACACAUCAUUUCAAUUAGGUUUAAUUUGAAAAAGAAUCAAAAAAUAUCUAAAAGAAUUACGCCAAAGCCAUUGCUAGCUUUAUCUAUAAAAAUAAAUAAUUAACUUCUAAAAUCCUUAACACUUCAGAAGUUGAUGAGUUUAUUAAAUUAGUAAAGCUAAUAAAAAACUAAAUCUAAAAUGUUAGUCAUAUUUCUUAAUAUACAAACAAAUAGGAUUUUAUAAGGGCUUUUAGAAUUUUAGGAAAUUAUUUCUUAAAAACAAAAAGUAAUUCCUAUAUAUUCAAUUCCAGAAUAUAAAAAAAGAAUAGCCAUCUUAGACAUAAAAAAUUAAUUCAUCAUAGUCUGCUAAGAUGUUGA
Messenger RNA from Paramecium tetraurelia, 675 nucleotides. RefSeq lists its product as uncharacterized. NCBI's taxonomy places the organism in Eukaryota, Ciliophora, Oligohymenophorea, Peniculida, Parameciidae. The record is from RefSeq and is a predicted model, not a curated record. The transcript is spliced from 2 exons.